Polistes canadensis is the source of this 2440-nucleotide messenger RNA. RefSeq lists its product as uncharacterized. The transcript is spliced from 10 exons. The coding region runs from base 531 to 1622 and encodes 363 amino acids. The record is from RefSeq and is a predicted model, not a curated record. NCBI's taxonomy places the organism in Eukaryota, Metazoa, Arthropoda, Insecta, Hymenoptera, Vespidae.
UUUAUUUAAAAUUUAUAUAUAUAUAUAUAUAAAUUUAAAUAAUAUAGUUAAGAAGAAAUAUGAAGCGAAUGACAACAGCAUUAAAAAAACUUUCACCAGGUGUUACUAAUAAACGUGAUCUAAAUAGACGAUUCAGAAAUAUUUGUCGUUUCAUUCUCGAUCAUUAUAACGGAAACGAUGAGUAAGAAGACGAAUAAGAAGAAAGGAACAUAGGUGAAAACUUUCCCUUUCUACUUUGCAACAAGUGAAGCAAUAAUCAUGCGCAAGUAGCAGAAAUCUCUUGGCUUUCGCCAAAGGUUGACGUUCGACUUUUUCUUCUGCCACGUGGCAAUGGGGAAUAUCUCAGGCUUUAUUGUAUGUUUUUUUGUUUUGUUUAAAUAUCAAUCAAUGGUUUAAUAAAAUAUGUUUAACUUAUUGAACACAUGCAACGUCGUCACAAUUUGUUUUGCUGAUUCAGGAACACUAUUUAUUAUGAUGUUAAAUAAAUAAUCUUCAAUUGAGAUCAACCCAAACGUGUUAAUUAUCAUCAAAUGUCUAAGGACAAAGAAAGGAGGUUUUCGUUCGUCUCAAAAUUAUUGAAGAAGAUAAUUAUGGAUAAAGAUUCGGUUGAGAAAAGAUUUCAAAGUCUUUUGAAUGAUGGAUGUAAGGCCCCGGUGCACACAAAUUCGUCUGACUUUGAUUUACCUUCUUUUUACGAUCCAAACAAAUUUCGUCUUGGUCAACAGGCAUUCUACAAUAACGUUUUCGCAAUGAUGAUUGGCAAAUUAGCAGGAUUAAUAUCUUUAUUAACAGUUCCCUCCAUACUUGAUGUAAUCAAAUUUACUAAACAAAGUAGUACACCUUGUAUGGUUUAUCGAAGAUACGUUUCAACUAUAUUACAUACGUUUAUUUGGUACAAAAAGGAACCCUAUAAACAAAUAGAGUUUCUAAAAUCUUUGAAGAUAGUCAGAAAGAAACAUUGCAUUGCAUUUCGAAGGUCAUUUGAAGCUGGAAUAAACAAAGUUUCGCAAAGUGACAUGACCUAUGCUCAAUUUGGGUUUAUUGGUUAUAUAAUUUUAUGUUCUGAACAUCUUGGUAUAUAUACAACUGAUGAAGAAAUGGACGGUUUGGUACACUUUUGGCGUGUAAUUGGUUGUGUACUUGGAAUGGAAGAUAAAUACAAUUUGUGCAUGGAAACGGUCGAAGAAACGCGAGCCCUUUGUUCUAAAAUAUUAAACGAAGUAUUUUUAACCUCUAUAAUUAAUUAUAAGAAAAAUUUCGACGAAAUGGGACAUAUAUUAUUAAAAGGACUUUGGCCCGUUCUUCCAGCUUUGGAUCCGUCAUCGUUUAAUGCUUUAACGUUAUAUUUAGCAUCAUUAGGAGAUAUUAAUAACAAUCAUAAUAUUAAAAUAGAUUACGACUCCAUGUCAUUCUACAGCAAAUCAUUAUUUAAUAUUGAAAUUUUCGUACUUCGUUAUCUAUUAUCAACCAAAUAUUGGUGGUCAGUUAUUUUUCGUACUCUUUUUAACUAUCUAAUGAUAUUUACUAUAUAUUUCACCGAACACUUCCCGAUCCUUGGUUAUUGUAGUUUUGGUAUAAAACAAGCGAACAUUGACAUAUUCCGAUAUAACGUAUCCAAAUGAAAUCUGUCAAAAAUAUUGGAAUAUAUAUAUUCGUAUGAUAUUGAUCUCGAAGAUUUAAUUCUAAGAUGGUUGAUUAUGCGCCACGCGACGAAAUGAUUUAUGAGACAAGAAUCUCUGAUGAAGAAUAUCGCGAUCGAGGAGUACCGUUCAGUUGUUGUAGUCUACGUUCAAUGACUCCAUGUAUACAUUCCGAGAUGAUGGAUAAGGAUAUUAAAAGUAUCAAUGAGAACGGUUGUGCGGAAGUUAUCAGUCCAGUUUUAAUUAGGAUUGUUGUGAUCGCAUACGUCAUGACUAGCACGUUAAUUGUCACGCAAGCUCUCUUAGCAUAUUUGAUAGCAAGAAUGAUAGAUAAACUUUCCGAAAGAAUUCGAUUUCCUGUAUCUUCCUUAAGCUCGAUCGAUGGUUCUAAUUGUAUUCUUUCAAAAAAAACUAAACACAGUUGGAGUAAAAGAAAAAACGAUGGUAAUAUUACUUCGUCAAUUAAUAAAUUGUAUCCCCGAGAUAAAACUAAGUCUGAACAAAAAGGGAUAAAGAUAAAACGUUUAUCUCCAAUAAAUAAAAAUACUUUGACAGAAAGUAGAAAGAAAAUUCGAAAAAACAAAUUAUAUUCUUCUAUCUCUUAUAGUAGAUCACCGAUUAUAGAAUAUAAUAUGGAAAUUUCCGAGAUAGCAAGAAUCAUGCCGAGUACUCACGAGGAACAUAGGAUAUCAAGGAAACGUUUGUUAACCAAACGAAUUCGUUGAAUUGUUCGAAUUUCAUAAUAUGCGGGCAAAGACGAAAUAUAGAUAAUUAAUAAAUGGAUUAUGGAAAAAUAAGGG